This is a messenger RNA of Cuscuta epithymum, 3470 nucleotides long. Lineage: Eukaryota; Viridiplantae; Streptophyta; Magnoliopsida; Solanales; Convolvulaceae. The record is from the annotation of a GenBank genome assembly.
CUUACAAGGAGAGGGCGCUGGAAAGGAGGGGAAAGCGAGAGAAGAGGAGAGGAGAGGAGAGGGAGAGAAGAGAAGAGGAGAGGAGAGGAGAGGAGAGGGAGAGAAGAGGAGAGGAGAGGAGAGGGAGAGAAGAGGAGAGGAGAGGAGAGGGAGAGAAGAGAAGAGGAGAGGAGAGGGAGAGAAGAGGAGAGGAGAGGGAGAGAAGAGGGAUAAACAGACUCUGGCAGUGAAACCAGCAAGAGUAAAAAAGAGGGAAAAAUUGAUUUCCAUCUGUCUAUCCAUUCAAGUUUGUAUCCUGUCUUAGGCUCCUUUCAGGAAUUAUUCAAUGGAGUUAUCAUGUUCUUCGCCAUUUUCGGUUAAAUCCUCUGUCUCCAGCUCGUUUCCUCCGUUUAGUUGUCGUGAUUCAUUUUACUGUCGCAGAAAAACAAAGUAUGUGGGCACUCUUUUCUCAAAUUUCCCUUCUUCUCCACCCCAGGCUACCCCAGCAGCCUCAUUCAGCGCUAGCGUCUCUUCCUCGUCCCUCUUUGGAACCUCGGUUUUGCAGCUUCCCUGCAGCUCGGUUCCCCAGAAAGUAAAGCGAUCUCUGAUUAUUAUCUCCGGGGCGUUCGAUAAAUUUACCGAGAGGGCAAUCAAAGCAGUGGUUUUCUCUCAGAGGGAAGCGAAGGCUUUGGGAAAGGGCAUGGUCUUCACUGAGCAUAUUUUGUUAGGACUUAUUGCCGAGGAUCGUGGGCCCGGAGGGUUUCUUGGUUCGGGCAUCACCAUUGACAAGGCCCGCGAAGCUGUUCUGAGCAUUUGGAGUCAUGGUAAAGAUGGUGAGAAUGUGAAGAUUGGAUAUGGAGAUUCUGGUUCAGUUACUUCAGCCACAGAUGUGGCGUUUUCUACUAUUUCUAAGCGUGUGUUUGAGGCUGCUGUGGAGUAUUCAAGGACUCUGGGGUAUAAUUUUAUAGCUCCCGAGCAUAUUGCAAUUGGCCUAUUCAUGGUUGAUGAUGGCAAUGCUGGUCGUGUUCUCAAGAGAUUAGGGGCAAAUGCAAAUCAUUUGGCAGCUGUUGCAGUCUCCCGGCUUCAAGGGGAGCUUGCCAAGGACGGUAGAGAGCCAAUUGCUUCACUCAAAAGAUCACGUGACAAACCACUAUCUGGGAAAUUGACUAUUGACAGAUCUGGUGAGAAAACAAGAGAGAAACAUGCUCUGGAACAAUUCUGUGUGAAUCUAUCUGUUCGUGCUAGCCAAGGACUCAUCGAUCCUGUAAUUGGCCGAGGCACUGAAAUCCACAGAGUUGUUCAAAUACUCUGCCGAAGAACAAAAAACAAUCCAAUUCUUCUUGGCCAGGCUGGGGUUGGGAAAACAGCUAUUGCUGAAGGAUUGGCAAUAAAUAUCGCAGAAGGGAACGUUCCUCCAUUCUUGUUGAAAAAGUGUAUUAUGUCUUUGGACAUUGGUUUAUUGAUAGCUGGUGCGAAGGAGAGGGGUGAAUUGGAGGCUCGUGUGACUACAUUAAUUAAGGAGGUUAAGAAUUCAGGAAAUAUCAUUCUUUUUAUUGAUGAGGUCCAUACACUAAUUGGUUCUGGCACGGUUGGGAGAGGAAGUAAGGGUUCUGGGCUUGACAUUGCUAAUCUGUUAAAGCCGCCACUUGGGCGUGGUGAAUUACAGUGUAUUGCAUGCACAACUAUGGAUGAAUACAGAUUACACUUUGAAAAGGACAAAGCUCUUGCUCGCAGGUUUCAGCCUGUAAUGAUUCAUGAACCGAGCCAGGAGGAUGCUGUUCAGAUACUGCUAGGGCUGCGUGAGAAAUAUGAGUCUCAUCAUAAAUGUAAAUAUACAUAUGAGGCCAUAACAGCAGCUGUGCAACUUUCAGCUAGAUACAUUCCUGAUAGGUAUCUUCCAGACAAAGCCAUUGAUCUUAUUGAUGAGGCUGGGAGCAGAUCCCGAAUGGAAGCUCAUAAAAGGAAAAAGCGACAACUUACUUCCAUACUUACAAAAUCACCAAGUGAAUACUGGCAAGAAAUAAGAUCUGUUCGGGCAAUGCAUGAAAUGAUUCUGAUAAAUAAACUCAGCGGAAAUGACUAUGAAUCUCACUUGGAAGGGGAUGAUAAAUUCAAAACUGAACAUUCGAUAAAUUCAGCUGCUAAAGAUGAUGAAUCUUGUGUGGUUGGACCUGAGGAAAUAGCUUCUGUAGCUUCACUUUGGUCGGGCAUUCCUCUUCAACAGCUGAGGGUUGAUGAGAGAAUACUUCUAAUGAGUCUUGAUGAACAACUCAGAAAGAGGGUUGUUGGUCAGGAUGAAGCUAUUAGUGCCAUUUAUCGGGCUGUUAAGCGGUCCCGAGUUGGCUUGAAGGACCCAAAGAGGCCCAUUGCUGCCAUGCUGUUCUGUGGACCUACUGGAGUUGGUAAAAGUGAACUCGCUAAAGCACUGGCGGCAACUUAUUUUGGAUCGGAGUCAGCCAUGCUAAGAUUGGACAUGAGCGAAUACAUGGAGCGUCAUUCCAUAAGCAAGUUAAUUGGGUCACCCCCUGGUUAUAUUGGCUAUGGAGAAGGAGGCACAUUGACAGAAGCCAUCAGAAGAAAACCUUUCACAGUUGUGCUACUAGAUGAGAUAGAGAAGGCACAUCCUGAUAUAUUCAAUCUUCUCCUUCAGCUAUUUGAAGAUGGCCACCUCACAGAUUCUCAGGGUCGACGAGUGUCAUUUAAGAAUUCGCUGAUAGUCAUGACUUCUAAUAUUGGUUCAACCGCCAUUAUUAAGGGGAGACAGAACACAAUUGGUUUCUUGAUCGCAGAUUAUAAUGAGUCAGCAUCUGCCUCGUAUUCUGGAAUGAAAGCAAUGGUGAUGGAAGAGCUGAAGGCAUACUUCCGACCAGAAUUAUUAAACAGAUUAGAUGAAGUUGUCGUGUUCCGUGCUCUUGAAAAGCCUCAGAUGCUUGAGAUAUUGAAUAUUAUGUUGAGAGAAUUGAAAUCCAGGCUUCUUGCCUCCAUGGGGAUAGAGUUGGAAGUUUCAGAAGCCAUAGCUGAGCUGAUCUGCCAACAAGGAUUUGACAAACAUUAUGGAGCCCGCCCGCUUAGGAGGGCAGUCACUAACAUAAUUGAAGAUCGGGUGAGUGAAUCGUUGCUAUCUGGGGAUGCCAAGCCUGGAGACGUUGCUAUGAUCCACUUGGAUGGUUCUGGAAGUCCAGUUGUCACCUAUCGAUCAAGUCGGACUGUCAAUUUUUCAGAUACACCAAGUUAAGUGGUCUGAGAGUAUACAUUGUAACUAUUAGAUGUGUAUGUAUAUCUGGGUAAAUUCCAUAGUGUAUGUAGCUGAUUCGUUUAUGUACAUAAAAGUGAACAACUAUAAAUCCCCUUGUACAGCACUGAUGACGAUUGAGAUAUUUGUGUUUGCUGUAAAAUGAAUACAAUUAGGGUAAUUCUAAAUAGAGCCUCCAAAUUACUAUUUGCAGCCUCUGAUCAAAUAUUAGUAUUUGUAAUCCCUAUUUUAUCCCUAU